Messenger RNA from Nicotiana attenuata, 4940 nucleotides. Its product is annotated as regulatory-associated protein of TOR 1-like. The transcript is spliced from 24 exons. NCBI's taxonomy places the organism in Eukaryota, Viridiplantae, Streptophyta, Magnoliopsida, Solanales, Solanaceae. Bases 269 to 4363 code for a protein of 1364 amino acids. The record is from RefSeq and is a predicted model, not a curated record. Gene Ontology annotation, molecular function: protein binding; protein-macromolecule adaptor activity. Gene Ontology annotation, biological process: regulation of autophagy; cellular response to amino acid stimulus; positive regulation of protein serine/threonine kinase activity. Gene Ontology annotation, cellular component: TORC1 complex; cytoplasm.
UUUAUGAUCGCGCGAAAUAUCCUCAAUAUGUAAUAUUCAUUUUCCUUUUCCUUCGCCUUCAAUUCCCUUUUUGUUGCUUCUUGUCGCCGCAGUGUAUGUUGUUCUUCCUCUCUCUUCCCUCUUUCCCGUGUACAUGCGCCUACUCCCCCAGUACCUCCUUCUAGGGUUUAGCAGAACACUAUUUGAAGCUUUACAAUGCUGGAUUAUCCUUCCUGUUAUGAUUUUUCUGUCCAAAAUUUGUUCGUUGAGGUCAAUUUUUGAGCUUUGAAUGGCAUUGGGAGAUUUGAUGACUUCUCGGUCCUCGCAAUCAUUGGCGACAGUUAUUGUGGAGGACUUUGCGAAUCACGAAGAGAGGAUUAGUAAUAGGGAUUCAGAGACUGCUCAUAGUAGCUAUAUUGCUGACAAUGCGACUACGACGAUGACGACAAGUAUGGCUUAUAUGCCGCAGAAUAUACUGUUUUGUGAGCUUCGGCAUGACCGGUUUGAGGAAUAUGUUCCGUCUGGACCGUCUCGUACUGGUUUAAUCUCCAAAUGGCGGAUUAAGCAUCGAAUGAAGACGGGAUGUGUUGCCCUUCUGUUGUGUUUGAACAUCAGCGUUGAUCCACCUGAUGUAAUAAAGAUAUCUCCUUGUGCUCGAAUGCAGUGUUGGAUUGAUCCAUUUUCUGUGGCACCUCAAAAAGCCCUUGAAACAAUUGGGAGAACAUUGAAUGAACAAUAUGAGAGGUGGCAACCUAGGGCACGCUACAAGAUCUCCUUGGAUCCUACUGUUGAUGAAGUUAAGAAACUUUGCACAACAUGUAGAAAGUAUGCCAAGUCGGAACGAGUUCUGUUCCAUUAUAAUGGACAUGGUGUGCCGAAACCAACAUCCAAUGGUGAAAUUUGGCUAUUUAAUAAGAGUUAUACGCAGUAUAUCCCAUUGCCGAUUACAGACCUGAACUCUUGGUUGAAGACACCAUCGAUCUAUGUCUUUGACUGCUCAGCUGCUGGGAUGAUUGUUAAUACCUUUUUAGAGCUCCAAGACUUGACUGUCUCUGAUUCCUCUGCCCCUUCUACAAGAGAUUGUAUUCUGCUUGCUGCUUGUGAAGAACAUGAGACACUUCCUCAAAGUGCUGAAUUUCCUGCUGAUGUUUUUACUUCCUGCCUCACAACUCCAAUCAAAAUGGCAUUGAGAUGGUUUUGCACACGGUCAUUGAUUCGUGAGUCACUUGAUUAUGGUCUAGUAGAUCGAAUUCCUGGACGCCAAACUGAUCGAAAGACACCUCUUGGUGAAUUGAAUUGGAUUCUCACUGCAGUAACUGACACAAUUGCCUGGAAUGUUCUACCACGAGAUCUAUUUCAAAAAUUGUUCAGGCAAGACCUAUUAGUUGCUAGUUUAUUCAGAAAUUUUUUACUUGCUGAAAGAAUCAUGCGUUCUGCAAAUUGUUCACCAAUUUCAUACCCAAUGCUACCACCUACUCAUCAACACCACAUGUGGGAUGCUUGGGACAUGGCAACAGAAAUCUGCCUUUUGCAGCUUCCUACUUUGAUUGAUGAUCCGAAUGUGGAAUUUCAGCCUAGCCCAUUCUUCACGGAACAGUUGACAGCUUUUGAGGUUUGGCUUGACCAUGGAUCAGAGAAUAAAAAUCCACCAGAGCAGUUGCCCAUUGUUCUACAGGUGUUACAUACUCAAUGCCACCGGUUCCGUGCACUGGUUCUUCUUGGGAGAUUUCUCGAUAUGGGACUUUGGGCUGUAGAUCUGGUCUUGUCUGUUGGAAUAUUUCCUUACGUUCUAAAGCUUUUGCAAACCACGGCUCCAGAACUUAGGCAAAUUCUUGUCUUCAUUUGGACGAAGAUCCUUGCCGUUGAUAAGUCUUGCCAGGUUGACCUUGUUAAGGAUGGUGGACAUGUGUAUUUCAUUAGAUUUCUCGACAGUGUUGAGGCUUAUCCAGAACAAAGGGCAAUGGCUGCAUUUGUCUUGGCAGUCAUUAUUGAUGGUUACAGACAGGGUCAGGCGGCCUGUAUUGAAGCAGGGCUAAUUAAUGUCUGCCUGAAGCAUCUUCAGGGAUCAAUUCCUAAUGAUGCACAAACUGAACCACUGUUUCUUCAAUGGCUGUGCCUCUGUCUGGGAAAGCUCUGGGAGGAUUUCACCGAGGCACAAGUGCUAGGUUUGCAGGCAGAUGCACCAGCAAUAUUUGUGCCUCUACUUUCUCAAUCCCAGCCUGAGGUACGAGCUGCAUCUGUUUUUGCACUAGGUACUUUACUUGAUGUUGGAUUUGAUACAUCUAGGGACGACAUUAUAGAGGAUGAAGACUGCGAUUAUGAGGAGAAAGCUAGGGCAGAAGUCGUCAUAAUUAGGAGUCUUCUAAGUGUUGUUUCUGAUGGAAGCCCUUUUGUACGAGCGGAGGUUGCUGUUGUUUUGGCACGUUUUGCCUUUGGACAUAACAAGCACCUGAAGUCGGUUGCAGCUGCAUAUUUGAAGUCGUCUAAUUCCAUGAUCACUUCCUUGCCUUCUUUUGUGUUCAAGAGUUCAGGUAGUGGCUAUACAUCCCCAACUCAUUAUGUUCCACAUGGAAAUGUAGUUCCAUCUCCUAUUGCUCCUUUAUUGAGAGUGGGAGGAGACAGUCAGUCUAUAUCUCGUGAUGGGAGAGUCUCAACUAGCAGCCCUGUUGCAACACCUGGCUUCAUGCAUGGAUCUCCUUUGUCCGAUGAUUCUUCUCAACAUUUUGAUUCUGAAAGAUUGUUUGAUGCUGUUAGCAAUGGUGUUUUUAAUCAUAUAAGACCCAGGCCACUACACAAUUCACUCUAUUCUCAGUGUGUGCUGGCCAUGUGUGCCUUAGCAAAGGAUCCAUCACCUCGUGUUGCAGGUCUUGGCCGGAAAGUGCUUUCAAUUAUUGGGAUUGACCAAGUUCUUGCCAAGUCUGUCAAGUCAACUGUUGAAUCCGCAACAGCUCCUGGCUCUAAUUUUGCUGGAUUGAAUCGAUCGUCUUCUUGGUUUGACUUGAGUGGAGGUGGACAUUUACCUCUGACUUUUAGGACUCCUCCUGUUAGUCCCCCUCGGUCCAGUUACUUAACAGGAAUGCGAAGAGUUUAUUCUUUAGACUUCAGGCCUCACCUAAUGAGCUCUCCAGACUCAGGAUUAGCUGAUCCGCUCUUGGGUUCUGGCGGAUCUUCUGGAGCUUCAGAAUGCAGUUUUCUUCCACAGUCAACCAUCUAUAAUUGGAGUUGUGGCCACUUCUCAAAGCCACUUCUUACUGCAGCUGAUGAUAGUGAAGAGAUCAUUGCUAAGAGAGAAGUGAAGGAAAAGUUAGCUCUUGACCUCAUUGCAAAAUGCCAGCACUGUUCGGUGAGCAGACUGCAUAAUCAAAUUGCCAGUUGGGAUACAAAGUUUGAGAGUGGUACGAAAACUGCUUUGCUGCAGCCCUUCUCAUCAAUUGUGGUUGCUUCAGAUGAGCGUGAAUUGAUCAGUUGCAGAAAAUAUCGUGGUUCUUGUGCCUUUGUGUAUUACAGGGUGUGGAAUUACAAGGAGGCUACCCUUCUUAACAGCUUCGACAACCAUGGUUACCCUGAUAAAGGAAUUUCAAAGCUCUGCCUUGUGAAUGAGCUUGAUGAGAGCUUGCUCCUUGUUGCUUCAGGUGAUGGCAACAUACGGAUUUGGAAAGACUAUACUGAAAGAGGUCAACAGAAACUAGUUUCUGCAUUCUCUUCAAUUCAAGGUCACAGACCUGUUGCGCGCAGUGUGAACGCUGUUGUGGAUUGGCAGCAGCAGUCUGGAUACCUGCUUGCAUCUGGUGAGAUUUCUUCUAUCAUGGCUUGGGAUCUUGACAAAGAGCAGCUUGUAAAUACUACUCCAACAUCCUCGGAUUACAGCAUCUCAGCAUUGUCUGCUUCUCAAGUUCAUGCGGGUCAAUUUGUUGCUGGCUUUGUGGAUGGAUCUGUCAAACUAUUCGAUAUUCGAAUGCCAGAAAUGCUUGUUUGUGCAACACGACCUCACCCCGAAGUGGAAAGAGUUGUUGGGGUUGGCUUUCAACCUGGACUUCAACCAGCGAAGGUUGUCAGUGCAUCUCAGGCUGGUGAUAUUCAGUUCCUUGAUAUGAGAAAUCUCAAGGAGGCAUACUUGACCAUUUAUGCUCACAGGGGAUCACUUACAUCUCUGGCGGUCCAUCGUCAUGCACCCCUUUUAGCGAGUGGUUCAUCUAAGCAACUUAUCAAAGUGUUCAACCUGGAGGGUGAGCAGUUAGGCACCAUUAGGUAUUUGUCCACCUUUAUGGCUCAGAAGAUAGGAUCUGUAAAUUGUCUUACCUUCCACCCCUAUCAAAUGCUGCUUGCUGCUGGUGCAGCAGAUGCCUGUGUUACUAUCUAUGCUGAUGAGGUCCCCCCACCAUGAUAACAACUUCAUAGCUUCGUCUACAAACCUUGAGAGAGAGACAAGAUUUUCAGACUUAUGGUGUUCCUUUAAGGUGGUCAGUGGUGGAUGCAUUGUUGACAUCUUCUGGUCCCUUGUCGACCUCUCUGAAAUACUGAUUGACUCACUGAGAUUGCAGUUGACAUCUUCUGGUCAGUUGCUGUCAACCUCUCUCAAAUACGGAUUGGCUCACUGAGGUUGCAUGCUACUUAUUUAUUGAGAAUUUGAGAGUCAGCGUCAGAGUGGUGGAAAGUUGAGAAGAAUCAACAUACUGGAGAGAAGCGUUGGAGAAUAAUUUGAUACAGAGGUAAAAAGAAGAUGUAAAUAUCUUCAUUCUUUGUUGUUCUAGUUUGUAAAUUCCAUUUUCUCUAGUUUGCUGCUUUAGUUCAAUCUUCUAUCUGCUUGGCUUACCUUCUUUUCUCCAUUCUCACCCAUUCAAGUCAAUUUGUACAUAUCAACUAGCCUACAUUUGUAAUGCCUUCACCUGCUAAUAAUUUUAAUGUUGAAGACAGUCCUCAAAAGGGAUGAUAGUUGGACAAUCUUUUACUUUUGGAUCACC